CUGCACUGCAAAAAUUAUUCUUGCCUACCUUCGAGCAAGCAAGACGUGCAAUUACCGCAUUUAAUCGGUAGCGUUGAAAAAGCUAAAAGAAUUUUUUGUAUCAAAACGAACGCACGCAGUCGCCUUAAGUGCAACACAAAAAUAAAAGAAAGUGAAAUUCUUUGCGUAAUCAAAGUUAAUACUUAUUUUUCUUUUGCCAAUAUGAAAUUGAUGCUAGUCUUGAGUUUCUUGUGCCUGCUCGUCUGCAGUUUGGCUGCACCACAAGCUCCUGUGGAAAUUUUGGAACAGGAAGUGGACAAUAUUGGCAUAAACGGUUACAAGUUUAGCUACAAGCUAAGCGAUGGCACCACACGCACCGAAGAGGCUGUACUCAACAACGCUGGUACCGAAAAUGAAUCGCUCUCAGUACGUGGCAGCGUCUCAUGGGUGGCGCCUGAUGGACAAACUUAUACCAUUAACUUUGUAGCCGAUGAAAACGGUUUCCAACCCGAGGGUGCACAUAUACCGAAAUAAGAACACGAAAUUGUUAAUAAAUAUAUACUAAAUCAUGAACAAGGUACAAGUAUGGUAAAACGAAGAGAAAAAGCUAACUUUUAUAUGAAUAUAACGAACAGAAUGAAACAUUCAUAUUAACGCGAUUUAAGUAUGAAUGAAAGUCUUCCUGGUUGGAGAUGUGUUGAAUAAAGUUGUAAAUAGCAGA
Messenger RNA from Ceratitis capitata (Mediterranean fruit fly), 700 nucleotides. RefSeq names its product endocuticle structural protein SgAbd-6. The coding region runs from base 202 to 513 and encodes 103 amino acids. The record is from RefSeq and is a predicted model, not a curated record. NCBI's taxonomy places the organism in Eukaryota, Metazoa, Arthropoda, Insecta, Diptera, Tephritidae. The transcript has 3 exons. Gene Ontology annotation, cellular component: chitin-based extracellular matrix. Gene Ontology annotation, molecular function: structural constituent of chitin-based larval cuticle.